Juglans regia (Persian walnut) is the source of this 5450-nucleotide messenger RNA. RefSeq names its product transcription elongation factor SPT6 homolog. Bases 140 to 5146 code for a protein of 1668 amino acids. The transcript has 17 exons. Gene Ontology annotation, biological process: transcription elongation by RNA polymerase II; nucleosome organization; transcription elongation-coupled chromatin remodeling. Gene Ontology annotation, cellular component: transcription elongation factor complex. The record is from RefSeq and is a predicted model, not a curated record. NCBI's taxonomy places the organism in Eukaryota, Viridiplantae, Streptophyta, Magnoliopsida, Fagales, Juglandaceae. Gene Ontology annotation, molecular function: nucleosome binding; histone binding; nucleic acid binding.
GAGUGUCCGCGGCAUUUUUCUUCUCGGUCUCAGCUCUGUUUCUCUCGCAGGUUCGCAAACACUCCCUGCUUCCUCUCUCUCUCUCUCAAUCUUCCUCAGUCUGCUCUUCUUGGUGUUGCCCUAAUUUCCUUGUUCGAGAAUGGGAAAAGCCGUAGUUUCCGACGAAGAAGAUGAGGUCGAGGUCGAAGAGGAGGACGAAAGGGAUCCCGUACAUAGAGACGCAGCCCGCGAUGUAGACGAAGACGAAGAGGAUGAAGACGACGAAGAAGGGCAAGAUGAAUAUGAGAAGGAUGGAUUUAUAGUGGAUGACGUUGAUGAAGAAGAGGAACAAGAUGAAGAAGAGAGGGAAGACAGUGACGAGGAGAGGCAGAAGAAGAAGAAAAGGAAGAAAAAAGAGAAUUAUACACUCGAUGAAGAUGAUUAUGAACUCCUUGAGGACAAUAAUAUCACCAUUCCCCGUUGGAAGCAGAGCAAAAAGUUUAAGCGGCUGAAAAAAGCUCAGGGGGUUUCUGAGGAAGAGCCCUCUGGGUUCUCUGAUGAGGAGGAAAUUUUUGGAAGUGGUAAAAGUGGGCGGACUGCUGAGGAGAAGCUCAAGCGCAGUUUAUUUGGCGACGAUGAAGCAGCUCCACUUGAGGACGUCGCUGAAGAGGAGGAACAAGCAGAAGAAGAGGAUGGGGACAUUGGUGAAGAGGAUGAGAUGGCAGAUUUUAUUGUGGAUGAAGAAGAUGAACAUAGAGCUCCUCCCAAAGGAGGCAGGCGGCUAAAGAAAGGAGGGAAUAGAAGGGCACUGGGAAUUUCCUCAUCUGCUUUGCAGGAAGCUCAUGAAAUAUUUGGUGAUGUUGAUGAACUCCUGCAGCUCCGUAAGCAAGGCUUAGAUUCUAGUGAAUGGAGGGAAAGGAGACUUGAAGAUGAAUUUGAACCGAUUGUUCUUUCUGAGAAGUAUAUGACAGAGAAGGAUGACCAAAUACGAGAGCGUGAUGCCCCAGAGAGAAUGCAGAUAUCUGAGGAAAGUACGGGUUCACCUCCGUUAGAUGAAGUUAGCAUAGAUGAAGAGAGCACCUGGAUAUACAGUCAACUCGCAAGUGGUACUGUACCUUUAUAUGGCAAGAGGGGCAGGGGGACACCUAAGGAUGGGUGGGAUCUUUCUAUCAACAAGGAUGACAUCAUGAGAUUUUUGGACCUGCUGCAUGUGCAGAAAUUAGAUAUCCCCUUUAUUGCUAUGUAUCGGAAGGAAGAGUGCCUAAGCCUAUUGAAAGAUCCUGAGCAACCUGAAGCUGAUGAUGAUGAUAAUCAGGAUAGGAGUGAUAGGACGCCCACGCUUAAGUGGCACAAGGUACUUUGGGCAAUUCAAGACUUGGACAGAAAGUGGCUCCUACUUCAGAAGCGAAAGAGUGCCCUUCAGUCAUACUAUAAUAAGCGGUUUGAGGAAGAAUCUCGGCGUGUUUAUGAUGAAACAAGACUCAAUUUAAAUCAGCAACUUUUUGAAUCAAUCAUGAAGUCACUCAAGGCGGCAGAGUCGGAAAGGGAGGUUGAUGAUGUUGAUUCCAAGUUUAACUUGCAUUUCCCGUCUGGCGAAAUUGGUGUUGAUGAAGGACAAUACAAGAGGCCUAAGAGGAAAUCCCUGUAUAGCAUUUGUGGGAAAGCUGGCCUAUGGGAGGUUGCGAGCAAGUUUGGCUACAGUUCUGAGCAAUUUGGAUUGCAACUAUCCUUAGAAAAGAUGAGAAAUGAUGAGUUGGAGGAUCCUAAGGAAACACCAGAGGAGAUGGCAUCAAACUUUACAUGUGCCAUGUUUGAGACACCUCAAGCUGUGCUUAAAGGGGCCAGGCACAUGGCAGCUGUGGAAAUCAGUUGUGAGCCAUGCGUUAGGAAACAUGUGCGUAGCAAUUUUAUGGAUCAUGCUCUGGUAUCAACAUGUCCAACACAUGAUGGCCUUGCGGCAAUAGAUCCUUUUCAUCAGUGUGCUGGGGUAAAGUGGUUGCGGGAGAAGCCCUUGAGUGCAUUUGAUGAUGCACAAUGGCUCCUUAUCCAGAAGGCUGAAGAGGAAAAGCUUCUUCAAGUUACUAUUAAGAUGUCAGAAGAAGACUUGAAUAAGUUGACAAGUGACUUUAAUGAGUACUAUCUUAGUGAUGGUGUUAGUAAAUCUGCUCAACUGUGGAAUGAGCAGAGAAAGUUGAUAUUGCAGGAUGCACUUUUUGGGUUUCUUCUACCUUCGAUGGAGAAAGAAGCAAGAUCUUUGUUGACUAAUAGAGCGAAAAAUUGGUUACUUGUGGAGUAUGGUAACGUUUUGUGGAGUAAAGUCUCAGUAGGGCCAUAUCAAAGGAAGGAAACUGAUAGCAGUUCUUAUGACGAAGCUUCCCCAAGAGUCAUGGCUUGUUGUUGGGGUCCUGGAAAGCCGGCAACCACUUUUGUGAUGUUAGAUUCAUCAGGGGAGGUGCUGGAUGUGCUUUAUACUGGAUCCCUUACUUUGCGGUCCCAAAAUGUUAAUGACCAGCAGCGGAAGAAAAACGACCAGGAACGUGUAUUAAAGUUCAUGAUGGAUCAUCAACCACAUGUUGUUGUUUUAGGAGCUGUGAAUUUGUCAUGUACUCGCCUGAAGGAGGAUAUAUAUGAGAUUAUUUUCAAGAUGGUGGAGGAAAAUCCCAGAGAUCUUGGCCGUGAGAUGGAUGGGUUAAGCAUUGUUUAUGGUGAUGAAUCUCUACCUCGUCUAUAUGAAAACUCUCGGAUUUCUUCUGAUCAGCUACCUGGGCAACCAGGCAUUGUUAAGCGAGCUGCUGCCCUUGGGCGAUAUUUACAAAAUCCUUUGGCAAUGGUUGCUACACUAUGUGGACCAGGAAGGGAGAUUUUAUCAUGGAAACUCAGUUCCCUAGAGAACUUUCUUGCCCCAGAUGAGAAGUAUGGAAUUAUUGAACAGGUUAUGGUUGACUUAACAAACCAGGUGGGCCUUGACAUUAAUUUAGCCAUUGGCCAUGAAUGGUUAUUUGGUCCUUUACAGUUCAUUUCUGGAAUUGGGCCCAGAAAGGCCGCAUCUAUGCAGAGGUCCAUGGUAAGAGCCGGGGCAACUUUUACCCGAAAGGACUUUGUCACUGUGCAUGGACUUGGUAAAAAGGUGUUUGUCAAUGCGGUUGGUUUUCUGCGUGUCCGGCGGAGUGGAUUGGCUGCUGCUAGCUCCCAAUUCAUUGAUUUGUUGGAUGAUACAAGAAUACAUCCAGAAUCUUAUGGGCUUGCACAAGAGUUGGCCAAAGAUGUUUAUGAUGAGGACAUAAGAGGUGAAGCAAAUGAUGACGAUGAUGCCUUGGAGAUGGCAAUAGAGCAUGUUAGAGAAAGGCCUAGUAUUUUGAGAGUCCUUGAUGUUGAUGCCUAUGCUAAGAGCAAGAACCGUGAAAAUAAGAAGGAAACAUUCUAUGAUAUUAAAAGGGAACUAAUGCAGGGUUUUCAAGAUUGGCGUAAGCAAUAUGAAGAGCCAAGUCAAGAUGAGGAGUUUUAUAUGAUUUCAGGUGAAACUGAGGAGACCCUUGCUGAGGGAAGAAUUGUGCAAGCUACAGUCCGCAGGGUGCAAGCUCAGAAAGCAAUUUGUGUGCUGGAAUCUGGAUUGACUGGGAUGCUCAUGAAGGAAGACUAUUCAGAUGAGUGGAGGGAGAGUCCUGAUUUAUCAGACAGGCUACAUGAAGGUGACAUUCUCACUUGCAAGAUUAAGUCGAUUCAGAAGAACAGGUAUCAGGUCUUCCUAGUUGCUAGAGAGAGUGAGAUGCAAAAUAAUCGACAUCAGUAUGUUAGGAACUUUGAUCCCUAUUAUCAUGAAGACCGGAGCCAGCUACAAAGUGAACAAGAAAAAGCUCGCAAAGAAAAGGAGCUAGCGAAGAAGCUAUUUAAGCCAAGGAUGAUUGUUCAUCCUCGUUUCCAGAAUAUAACCUUGGAUGAAGCCAAGGAGUUCUUGUCUGACAAGGAUCCUGGCGAAAGUAUUAUCAGUCCCAGUCGCCAUGGGCCUUCACAUCUGACUCUAACUCUCAAAGUUUAUGACGGAGUUUAUGCUCACAAGGACAUAGUUGAAGGUGGAAAGGAGCACAAGGACAUCACAAGCUUGCUUCGUAUUGGGAAGACGUUGAAAAUUGGGGAGGACACUUUUGAGGAUUUGGAUGAGGUAAUGGAUCGAUAUGUUGAUCCUUUAGUGUCUCACUUGAAGGGAAUGCUAAGUUACCGCAAGUUCAGAAAGGGAACAAAAGCGGAAGUUGAUGAACUCCUCAGAAUUGAGAAAUUGGAGUAUCCUAUGAGAAUAGUUUAUUGUUUUGGCAUCUCUCAUGAGCAUCCAGGCACAUUCAUUCUGACUUAUAUAAGAAGUACAAAUCCGCACCAUGAGUAUGUUGGUCUAUAUCCAAAGGGAUUCAAGUUUAGGAAAAGGAUGUUCGAGGACAUUGAUCGGCUUGUGGCAUACUUUCAGAGACAUGUUGAUGAUCCUCAAUCAGCGCAAUCUCUCAGAUCUGUCGCUGCUAGGGUGCCAAUGCGAAGCCCUGCAACUGGGGGCUCUUCAGGGGCAUCCAUGGGUAGUGGAUGGGGUGGUUCAACCAACGAGGAUAAUUGGAGAGGCCAGUCUUACGACAGGGAUCGUUCUUCUACUCCUGGUUCAAGAACAGGACGUAAUGAUCAUAGAAAUGGCAGUGGCCGAGAUGGACAUCCGAGUGGGGUGCCAAGGCCAUAUGGUGGGCGUGGCCGUGGUCGAGGCUCAUUCAACAGCACGAGAGGAAAUAAUUCCAGCAAUGAGAGGCAGGAUUCUGGUUAUGAUGCUCCUAAAUGGGAUUCGGCUACCAAGGAUGGGGAAGAUGGAUGGGGCAAUUUUCCAGGUGCCAAAAUUCAAAACUCACCUGGCAGGGAGGCCUUCCCAGGUGGUUGGGGUAAUGGUGGAAGCGACAGAGGAGGUAGUAGUAGUAGUUGGGGUGGGGAUGGGGCUAGUGGCAGCGACAAUGGUGGGUGGGGGAAUGGAAAUGGUGGUGGCAGAGGAAAUUGGAGUGGUGCCGGUGCAAAUGAUGCCGCUCCUGAUAACAGGAGUUCAGGGUGGGGAACUACUCCAAAGAGAAGUUCUUCGCAGUCCCAGGCUGGGAAUGGAUGGUCUGGAAGCGGUGGCGGCAGCGGCAGCGGCGGUGGUGGUUGGUGAAGCCACAUAAGCUUUAGGAUAUCGCCAUCCCCUUUUCCAGGUCUCUCCUUCCCAACAAGUGUCGGAUGUUCAGUCGGUAAAAGUUGGGACCCAUUUUGGACCUUCCCGGGCCUCUCGAGUAGUUAUGGAAUUGAUUGUAAUGGCCAAUACUCGACGCUUUUGUAUGUUCAUUUACAAAUUAUAGUACUGUGGUAGAAGUGUCUUAUCUAUUGAUUGGUGCAGGGUAAUGGCUUUCCUUUUGCCCUUUUUCUCAUCUAUUGAUAGGCUCCAGAGUAUAUUCCUUUACUUUCUUAUUUUUUUAAAA